Messenger RNA from Botrytis porri, 1029 nucleotides. RefSeq lists its product as uncharacterized. The transcript has a single exon. NCBI's taxonomy places the organism in Eukaryota, Fungi, Ascomycota, Leotiomycetes, Helotiales, Sclerotiniaceae. The record is from RefSeq and is a predicted model, not a curated record. Bases 1 to 1029 code for a protein of 342 amino acids.
AUGGCACCGUCACUUCUUUUUUUCUUCGGUUCUGAUAAAUAUAUCGAUGAUUGGAUUGAAGAAAAAGAAUUCAAGAAGUAUUACAAUGAAAAGGACUUCUAUAGUCCCGAAAGAAUGAGGGUGUCGAAAGAAUCGGAUCCGAAGGAUGUAGUGAGAAGAAUGGAUAAAUACGAGCAUAAGAAAAACAAAGAUGUCUAUUUGCAUGUCCUAAUUCCUGGCCAUAAAAAGGAGAAGCGCCCUAGUCUUUUCGGUGGUGGUGUAACUGAGCACAAAGGUCCUCCUCAGAAGUCAAUGACAAACCUAAACAUGCCUAUUAAUUUUAACGUUUUUGGAAGGCAAACUAUCAACAUCAGUGUUGAUGAUGGGGAAUCAGAUUCCCAUCAUGGAUCUAGAAGUCGCGGUGACGGCAAGGAGAGGGAACAUAGACAUCGUGGUGAGGGUGAGAAGAGAGAGCAUAGACAUCAUCGGCGUCGGGGAAGCGGCGAUUCUCAAGACAACAGAGACGCUUCUCGCGAUCGUCGAGAAAGACGUAGAAAUCGCUCUCGCGAUACCCUUCGUGGAAAGGAAAGCGAGAAUGGCAGAUCUGAAAAUCGAGGAAAGGGACCUGAUCUCGCGAGAGAGAGAAAGGAUGGUCGUACAAAGCAUAGAGAGGAUAACUUGGAGUCUGAAGAUUCUGGGACAGAAAUUUCUAGACCCUCUGGAAGAGCACCGACUGUGAAUCGGUCCUCUGUAAAGGGACAUAGAUCCAGAGAUGACUCUAAGCGAGAAAUAACUGAAGAGGAUCUUCCAGAAAUAGACGCACUUUCUCUUGUAUCUUCUCAAAGGCCACUCACUGAGCAGAGGUCCUCUAUAAAAGGCUCUGUAAAAGGAUAUGGGUCCAGAGAUGGCUCUAGACGAGGAAUACCUGAAGAAGAUCUUCCGGAAAUAGAUGCAAUUUCUCUUGUAUCUUCUCAAAGGCCACCCACUGAGAGGAUGUCCUCUAUAAGAAGCGCUGUAAAGGAACAUAGGUCCAGAGAUGGCUCUAGAUAG